Molecule: messenger RNA, 2427 nt
Organism: Cygnus atratus (black swan)
Lineage: Eukaryota; Metazoa; Chordata; Aves; Anseriformes; Anatidae
Product: disintegrin and metalloproteinase domain-containing protein 9-like
Exons: 22
Coding region: 1-2427 (808 amino acids)
Biological process (GO): proteolysis
Cellular component (GO): plasma membrane
Molecular function (GO): metalloendopeptidase activity
Source: RefSeq, a predicted model, not a curated record
AUGCUAAAACACAGCCUAUUUUUGUUCACCGUUGGACUAACUUUAACAGGAAACUCUUUUUCGAUAAAAGGUAAGCUUUUAAAAUUUCAAACUUUAUUUUUAGGGGUAUCUUCUGAAGAGACAUCCAGAGUUUCAACGUUUGAAGUAAUUAUUCCUCAACGUCUGACAGGCAAAGAGAAACAUCACACAUUUUUUCAUGAGGAGCAUUCAGAUGACAAUCUUUCUUACUCUAUUAAAACAAGAAAUGGAACAUACCUCCUAACACUGAAGAAAAAUAAAGACCUUGUUAGCAAAGAUUUUAUGCUAUAUACAUACAGAAAAAAUGGGACACUGGAGGCAACACAAUCAAAAAUCAAGACACACUGUUAUUAUCAUGGCACUGUUGAAGGAAUGGCUGACUCAAUGCUUACUCUUAGCACGUGUGAUGGCCUGAGAGGAAUUAUCUACAUUGGUGGCAAAUGGUAUGGAAUGGAGCCACUCAACUCAUCCAGCACAUUUGAACACAUGUUUUACCAGUUAGAAGAUAUGGAGCAUAUCCCUUUCCGAUGUGGUAUGCAGAAUGACAGCCUUCAUCGUGAGAUGAAGAUGUUUGUGAAGCAGUCUGUGAAAUAUGCAUUUUCAUCAAACAGUACCUCGAGUGGGGAAAAACUUUUGAGGAAGAAGCGAGCUGUCCUGCCACAGGAAAGCUAUGUGGAAUUAUUUAUGGUCGUGGAUAAUAACAGGUUUUUGCUGAAGAAAUCGGAUCCUGCUGCGGUGCAAAAGGAAACGGUUGAGCUGAUUAAUUAUGUUGAUGGGAUGUAUAGAGCGUUAAACAUCCAGAUUGUUUUGGUUGGAUUAGAGAUAUGGACAGUUACAAACCCCAUAUCGGUAAUGAAUGGUUCAGCUGGAGACGUACUGGGUAGAUUCGUUUCUUGGAGACAGAAAGAUCUUCUAAAACGAUCAAGAAAUGAUGUUAGUCAUCUCAUAAUAGGGAGAAACUCUUAUGGUGGAUCCAUUGGAAUGGCUUUUGUAGGUACCGUCUGCUCACAGGUCCAGGGAGGGUCAAUCAGCACUUUGGAUCAUAGCAAUUUGUUACGUCAUGCUACAGUAGUUGCACAUGAAUUGGGUCAUAACCUUGGAAUGAAACAUGAUGAUGAAAGGUGUCCUGCAUCCUACAUUAUGUACAGCACAGAUAAGGGAUCCAGGAAUUUCAGCACCUGCAGUGCUGAUGAUUUUGAGAACUUUAUUCUAAAUGGAGGAGGAAACUGCCUUAGAAAUCCCCCCCAAACAAGCAAUGUUUACAAAGAACCUGUCUGUGGUAAUAACGUGGUUGAUAGCAACGAAGAAUGUGACUGUGGUAAACCACAGGAAUGUACUAACCCUUGCUGUGAUGCUGCAACCUGCAAACUUACACCUGGAUCGCAAUGUGCUCAAGGACUGUGCUGCAAAAAUUGCAAGUUUAAAGUGGCAGGAACAGAAUGCAGAUCGAAGAUGGACUUCUGUGAUCUACCUGAAUACUGCAAUGGAAGCUAUGCCUACUGUCCAGAUGACAUUUAUAUCAUGAAUGGUUACCCAUGCAACGACAUGAAAGCAUAUUGCUACUAUGGAGUAUGCCAGAGUUUUGAUUCACAAUGUGAAGCUAUAUAUGGAAAAGGGGCACGAAAAGCACCUGAUCUAUGCUUUGAAAAAGCCAAUAUUAAAGGGGACAGGUUUGGAAACUGUGGAAUGAAAGGUGGAGUGUACAAGAAGUGUCCUGUUCAGCAUAGUCUGUGUGGCAAGGUCCAGUGCACUUCUGUUAGUCUUCAAAAUCUUCCUGCUUGGAGUGUUGUCAAUAAUGCGUCUGGAGUUUUAUGCUGGUCUUCUGAUUUUGACUUAGGAUCAGAUGUCCCUGAUCCUGCUCAAGUUCAUGAUGGAACAGCCUGCGGAGAAAAGAAGGCCUGUUUGGAUUUUCAGUGUGUUGAUGCAAGUUUUCUGGGCUACAGCUGUGAUGUAAAGCAGAAGUGUAACAAUAAUGGGGUGUGUAACAACAACGGGAACUGCCAUUGCCAUUCAGGGUGGGCGCCCCCCUUCUGUAACCAGCCAGGCUAUGGUGGCAGUGUUGACAGUGGGCCAGCUCACAUAGAUACAUCACUUCGGGAUGGCCUGCUUAUAUUUUUCUUCCUUGUGCUGCCAAUAUUGAUUGUGAUUGUAAUAGCAGUAAUUAAGCGCGAUGCAAUAAAAAAAAAGUUUUGCAGGAAAAGUAGAAGACAACACAGGGAUAAUGUGCAGCAACCAAAGCAAAAUAACGGACCAGCUCAUAGCACAGGAAAUAAUCAGUCUGCCACAUCAAAUCCUGAUUUUUUUACCAUAUCACAUUUUCCCGGUCCAAGGCAGCCAGUACAAACACGGAUUCCUGCAGUGCCUUCAGGACCUCAGCGACCUGUGGUCCUGCCUAGAUCAGCUGUCUGA